CCUCAGCACAAGUACUGGAGAAAGGGUCGCUUCUUCAAGAAUGGCUUUUUACACUCAACUGUGCUUGCUUGUUACAUUAUCUGCCGUCACUGCAGAUUUGAGCUCUUAUAUUCCACAACUAACUAACAGUCCUAUCCCAGGAAGAGUGACGGCUACGACUCUAGCUUUGGAUACACCACAGUGCCUCUUUAACCAGAGUUCAACUAAUACUGUUUGGUUAAUUGUAGCUAACAGUACAGUUGCAGCGCAAUUGAAUAACACCUCAUUGGCAAUCCCAGUCCCUUAUUCACCUUUAAUAUCUCAGGGAUACUAUCGCACCUUGGGCAAAGCGGAGAACACUUUCCCCUGUCUUAAUUCAGCUCAAUAUAUUCGAGUUGGUGAUGACACUGCCUGCUCUGACCCUAGCAACUGCAAUGGACCUUUGCCUUCUCCUGGGUCAUACCAAGUGAAAUUUAUUGUACUGAAUUCUGCUGGUAUGCUGAGUGACCAAACAAGUUGGUCCGGAGUAAUCAGUCUUCAUCAAGGUAAAAGCUCAUCAAUAAUAGACACUUGGCCCGGGGGACGUAGUGGGGCCAUGAUUGUCAUCACCUCCAUUCUCUCAAUCCUCCUGGCAGCUUUCCUGGCUUGUCUCAUUGGUGUUUUCAUUGUAGGAAGAAAAGGCACAGGCAAACCAAUUUCAAAGACGGUUGAAACUACAGAAAAGCCUGUGAAGACCCAAGAAAUCGAUUUGAAGGAUUAUAGGAUGCAUCAUGCACAACCAGAAAGCACUAUUUAUGAUCAGCCUAUAGCAUAAUCUAAAGUAAACCAUCAUAACAGUCCCUAAGAGCCUUUUAUUUGAAAAUGUACCUGUCUUGUAAUUGUUAUCAUUUGUAUACGACUACUUCUGUGUAUCUACUGUGCUGAGUGCUAUAUACAGUUAAAACGUAUUAAAUAUUGCCUGACUUUUUGCCUGCAUAACUGAGUUUUCCCCUACUCAGUCAGUGAAUACUGUACGUAUGAUCUUGAUGUUCUUUUUUAUAAAACAACCUCUAUGACAGAAUGGGUACAGUUCUUUUUCUAAUUUUGGAGAAACCAGCUUUCCUCUGUACUGCACGUGUAUUUAAACUAUUUUCUGCUAGCUGUUUUCUGGGUUAUUAUAUUAUUAAACAGUAUAUCAUACCUAUCAGUCACACAGAUCACCCCAAUCAAGAAACAAUGUAAUAAUGCAUGCAAUAAAAUGAUUUUAAUGACUAUUUGACCUUCAUAAUGCUUUAAAAAUCUACUUCUAAGCUUGAAUACCGGGUAAAUGCAACCAUUGAAACAUCAAUACCUUCUUGAGUAAUUUUAAUGAGGUUGUGCAACUUGACAAAAC
Molecule: messenger RNA, 1351 nt
Organism: Pseudophryne corroboree (corroboree frog)
Lineage: Eukaryota; Metazoa; Chordata; Amphibia; Anura; Myobatrachidae
Gene: UPK3B
Product: uroplakin 3B
Exons: 6
Coding region: 41-793 (250 amino acids)
Cellular component (GO): membrane
Source: RefSeq, a predicted model, not a curated record